AUGUCUACACAUUCAGGUGAUUUAAUCGAUGGUUCUGAAAAGAAAGCUGAGCUCAUAAACGAUUCAAAUGAUGUUGUCACAAAGGCAGAAGAAAAAAGAUUAAUAAAAAAGCUUGAUUUAAGACUCAUUCCUUUGGUUUUAAUUAUCAAUAUCCUCGCCUUCCUAGAUAGGGUUUAUAUUGGAAACGCAAAAUUAGCCUAUUUGGAACGUGAUCUCAAUUUAAUUG
Racocetra persica is the source of this 226-nucleotide messenger RNA. Lineage: Eukaryota; Fungi; Glomeromycota; Glomeromycetes; Diversisporales; Gigasporaceae. The record is from the annotation of a GenBank genome assembly.